UAGUUUUCGGAAGCUUUUCGAAAAGUGAACAGAAAAAUAGUUUAAUUGGUGUAUUCAGUUUUUAAUUCAGAUUGCAAGUGAUGAAAAGUGCCAAACUACAGGCCGCACUUGCCAAACGUCGUGAGGCAGAACAGAUUAAGUAUCAAAAGUCGGCUGCUGUUGAGAAAUACUACGACCAAUGGAGUCGAAUUACGUCACGUCUUGAUUCGUGGAAUUCUCCCAAAUUCCAACAACAGGUAGAGGAAGCUCAACGUCAACGCGAAGAGGCAGAGAAAAGGGAGGCCGCCCUAAACGAGCGACGCGAGAAGCUACGUACCAAGCUCCAGAAGGAGAAGGACGAUUUUCAACGAGAGAUACAAGAAAAGCAGCGUCCAAAACCCAGGCCGAUUCCUACAGAAAUGCUGGAGAACGUUCGGUCGCGCCUAAAUGACACUGAAGAAGCCAAGCGGCGAAUGGAUUUGGAGGCGAGUUUAUACACCAAAUGGCGGAUGGGUUACGAUCGUGACGCUGUCCUCAUGGACUCCAAAAACUCUCAUCAGGCGAUGGCCAAACUUAAUUGGCUGGAUCGACAGGUUGAGCUGCAGUUGCAGGGCGAAAAAGAACGCAAAGACGAUCAGGAACGAGAAAUUCGACUGCACGAAGAGGCCCGACGACACGAAGAAGUUUUGCUUGAGAAAGACCGACGAAGGGAGCGGCAAAUCAAAGAACUGAGAGACCACCAAGAAUUUCACAUGAAAGAACUGAAAAGUCGCGAGCAGGACAUGAAUGAAUUGAAAAUGUAUGAAAUUCGCUUACGUACGAAAAAGGAAGAGUUUACGAAGGAGAUUGAACAGUUGAGUGUCUACAACGAUAGACGUCGCGACCGCGUCGUCGCGAUGCACAACCUUAGGCGCAUAAAAAUGCUACUCCGUGGGCGUUCGGAAGCCGUUCGCAACGAUCUGAAGCAUGAUCUUCAGCUUCUUCAUCGAAUAUCAAUCGAUAAUCCAGAAUCGAAUGAUGGAAUAAACUAUUUACGUAAAAAGUUUCAACUUCAAUACGACUUGGAAGUCGAACAGCAAACAACAAUCGAAAGCAUGUAUGAAUCGGAAGCAAAGCAUAAUUUGCAGAAAUGGGAAGACAAGUGGAACGAAGAGGCCCUUGUACGAGAACGACAGCUUCGCUGUUUACUAGACGAUCGUAUGACCGACUUCGAGUGUAAACUGACUGAUUGUACCCAACGACAACGCGAAUUGAUUGAUAUUCGCGAAACGCACAUCAAAGCUAUCGAAGCUGCUAACCAACAGCUGAAACAGAUAAUGGAUGAGAAAUCAAAGGAUUUUUCAACGUCCAAUGCUACGUCUACUGAAAUACGGGAACUACUGGUAGACAGUAGUUCGACGAAAGCGACUGAACUGAGCCGGCCUUCCACGCAGAAUUCCUACCGAAGUCAAACGUUCAGUAGCAUUUUUCCAUUUGACGACUUGAGCGUACGAGACUUGACGUUGGAUAAAAAACUGAACAGAAAUGGUGAACAAGCAGCAGUUCUAGGCGUCCCUCAGUUCGGUCGCAAGAAAGUUGCUUGGUGCUAAUACUAAAGGUGUGUUCUUGACAAUUAAAAGAAAUAUUUUCAA
Molecule: messenger RNA, 1610 nt
Organism: Sabethes cyaneus
Lineage: Eukaryota; Metazoa; Arthropoda; Insecta; Diptera; Culicidae
Product: trichoplein keratin filament-binding protein
Exons: 3
Coding region: 81-1568 (495 amino acids)
Biological process (GO): apoptotic process
Cellular component (GO): keratin filament
Source: RefSeq, a predicted model, not a curated record